AUGGGCACGCGGCGAAUUGCUACAAUCUUCUCAGUCGUCAUUCUUGCGGCCGGACUCGCCGUUCGCUAUGCAAAGGACAGCGCGCCGAUCUGUCGCACCAUUCCCGGUGAUGCGGCAUGGCCGACCAAGAACGAUUGGGACGCCUUCAACAAGACGGUAGACGGGAAGCUCGUUUCCUCCAUACCCUUGGCUGCGCCGUGCCACUUCUCCUUCGUUGGCGGUGACGGAAGCAACGCGUCCGUUUACGACCAGAGUGUCUGCGAUGCUCUACGAAGUAACUGGUUCUCCGCGACAACUCACCUGCCCUCUUCUUCGUCGCCCAUGGCGUAUCCAUUUACCAACAACACCUGCAAUCCUUUCCUAGGGCCCGACGUUCCCUGCUCCCCAGGAUAUAUUGUGUCCUACACCGUCAAUGCCACCGAUGUGACGCAUAUCCAAGUUGCUCUCCAGUUCGCCCAACACCACAAUAUCCGGCUCGUCAUCCGCAAUAGUGGCCAUGACUAUCUAGGGAAAUCAACGGGAGCGUAUGCACUCGCAAUAUGGACACAGCAUCUGAAAUCCAUCGACCUGAUCUCCCAAUAUCAGGACCCAUCCUCAGAUUACCGGGGAACAGCCCUCAAAGUAGGCGCCGGCAUUCAAGGAGGCGAGCUUUACCAGUUUGCUCACGACCAUGGCUUGAUGGUUGUCGCUGGGAACUGCCCCAAUGUAGGCGUCACUGGCGGCUAUGUCCAAGGAGGGGGCAUUGGUAUCUUGUCGUCCAAGUUUGGCCUUGCUGCCGACCAAGUCUUGUCCUUCCAAGUCGUCACGGCGGCUGGAGACAUCGUUACCGCAGACCGAACCCACAACAAGGAUCUGUUCUGGGCUCUGAGGGGCGGCGGCGGCGGCACCUAUGGCGUCGUCCUCUCCAUGGUCAUCAAGGCCUUCCCGGACACGUUUUUCUCGACGGCCUCGUUGAUGCUGCCAAACACCGGGGACAACACAGAUAGUAUCUAUUCGGCUCUGGGGACUUUCCUACAGUCCCUGCCCAGCCUUGUCGAUGCCGGUGCCUGGGUAGUUUGGAUUGCAGCCCCGUUCGGAUUCAUGAUCUCGCCGGCCAUGGUUGCUGGCUUGCACCCGGCAGAGCUAGACGCGCUCCUCAAGCCAACUUUGGACAAGAUGGAUCAGCUGGGACUCCAAUACCAGUAUUCUUCUGCUGAAUAUCCCAAUUUUCUUGAGAGCUAUCGAUCUUUGGGGACCGUGUGGAAUGUGUCGGACUUCAACGCAGGCGGCCGCUUGAUCCCUCGCACCCUCGUGGAAGACGACGCCAGCACGGCAUCCCUCGUGGGAGCUAUCCGGGACAUCACCUCCCAAACAUUCAUGUCGGGGGUCUCUUUCAACGUCGCACAUUCCGUCUCGUCGCCCGAUGAGGUCGCCGCCAACCCCUAUUUCCGCAAAACCAUUUUCAGUGCUGCGAUUGGUACCCCCGUCAACUAUACCGACUGGGAGGCUAAUAAACGGGCGCAAGACAGCAUCACUCAUCAGCUACUGCCUGCCUUGGAGGCUAUUACGCCCGAUGGAGGUGUAUAUCUAAAUGAGGCUGACUUCCAAGCUCCCGAUUUCCAGAAUACCUUCUACGGAGAUCACUACCAGAGGCUGCUGUCCAUCAAGCGAAAAUACGAUCCAGAUAGCAUCUUCUACGCCGUGACGGCAGUGGGGAGUGAGUCCUGGGAGCAGCGUCUCGACGGAAGACUGUGCAAAAAGUGA
Clonostachys rhizophaga is the source of this 1743-nucleotide messenger RNA. Lineage: Eukaryota; Fungi; Ascomycota; Sordariomycetes; Hypocreales; Bionectriaceae. The record is from the annotation of a GenBank genome assembly.